UUGGCUCCCUGUUUUAGAGCUGCAUGUUAAUGUGCGUAUGCUCUGGGUUAUUAGUUUUAUUGUAUUAUGUGUUAUCAGUGGGAACGGCAAACUGUGUCGUGCAUGUUAGUGUAAGUGUGAUGUUUUUUCGACAAGCCUCCCUUUCCCAUUGGCCCGGGUUUUAUCCCGGUAGGUGUGGUCUGGAUGAACGAGCCUGCAUCCUUUGUUAAAUCGUGCAGUUUAAUAUUUAAAAAGUAAAGAGACCUAGUGGUGUGAGAUUGAAUGGGCAUUGUGAAUGUCCUUUAAAUUAAAGUGCACUUCUACAAUGCAAUGCGUUUCCUUCUUCUUAAAUUGGCUGUAGGAGGAGGUAUUGACAGUCAGAGCAAAGGAAUUAAAUGAAAAGUGUCGUCGUCUGUCUAACUCGGCGUCUUGGAUUGAACUCCAGCUGAUGUUUUGGACAAAGAGACGCUCUAAAUCGAGCAGUUAACGAUCGACAUUUUGCUUGAUUAGAGGAGAGCCGGGGAGACGCGAGCGCGUCCUCUCGCCAUGUCUAUCGGCACCGCGCGCUCCUCGCCGAGUGCGUAAACUGCUGUGGAGGGUCCCCGCGUUAUGAGACGACAUGGCAUGGUCUGACCGACGGAUUCAGACUUUGCUGGCCAUCGUGGGCGCCUUCGCCGCCUUCAGUCUCAUGACUAUCGCCAUUGGCACCGACUACUGGCUUUACUCCCGUGCGCACAUCUGCAACGCCACCAAUGCGACCUCGGACGACUCCCAGAUGCAAACCAAAAAAGUCAGAGGCGACCUGACGCACUCCGGGCUGUGGAGGAUCUGCUGCAUCGAAGGGAUCAACAAAGGAAGCUGUUUUUGGAUCAAUCAUUUUCCAGGUGAUAACGACUACGACACAGACAGCGCUGAGUACAUCUUACGUGUAGUGCGAGCGUCAAGCCUAUUUCCGAUUCUCAGCACCGUUCUGCUGAUGUUGGGUGGCCUGUGUGUCGGAGUUGGACGCGUCUACAACAACAAAAACAACAUCCUUCUCACCUCUGGCAUCCUGUUUGUGGCUGCAGGCCUGAGCAACAUCAUCGGCAUCAUCGUCUACAUCUCCAGCAACGCCGGGGAUCCCAGCGACAAGAAAGACGAGGACAAGAAGAACCACUACAACUACGGCUGGUCCUUCUACUUUGGCGCCCUCUCCUUCAUCGUGGCGGAAUCAGUGGGCGUCCUCGCUGUCAACAUAUUCAUCGAGAAAAACAAAGACACGCACUUCCGAGCCCGACGUGACUUUGUCAAAACCACCUCGUCCUCCUCACCGUACUCUCGCAUCCCGAGUUACCGCUACCGGCGGAGGCGCUCGCGCUCCAGUUCGAGGUCGAGUGACCCGUCGCGCGACCCCUCCCCGGCCGGGAUGGGGAUUGCCGGAGGGGGCGGGGCAGGUGGCUUGAGGAUGGGUUUGCCGAUGGGGGAUAUGUCUCUGUACGCUCUUACCGGGGACCCUUUGAGGUGCGCGAGUGCAAGCGCAGGGCCGUACAGCCCAGAGAGGGACUCUGGGUUUUUACAAGUCCACAACUGCUUCGAGAAAGAUCUGAAAGACGCAGUGAACAGGAGGACCACACCGGUAUGAGGUCAGGGCGGACAUUGCUGUGUGAAACCAUACGUUAGAUAUCGCCUCUCUGGUGCUGAAAGGUCAGAGCUCCAAAUAGUCCUUUGUUGGGUCUUUCUUGGAAAGGAAAAUGCAGAUCUACGAGGAAAUGUGGGAUUAAGAAUAACAUUUUACAAUGUGAGCUAUUUAACUAUACAAUGUGAUAUCCACUAUUAUUGAGGGAAAAACUGCAAAUUGUCGUUCUUGUUCUGGCAUUCUUUAAAGGACAACUGCCUGUGAUUCAUGUUGCUGUUUGAGUUUUAUUGUAUUUGCAAACGUAACAUGACUGGUGCUAACUUCAUUUGUACACCUUUGAUAGUCUUAAGCCUUUUCAACUGCCAUUUAAUUACUUCCGCUCUAUCUCAAAAACUGCUCACACAAGCUUGUGUGUGAGUCAGGUAAUAAAUGUGAAAAGUGUGUUACAGCUCAGACACAAUAUGACAUACAACAACACAUUCAGUCCGUAUUUUUUAACAAAUUGUCUGUAUUUUCUUGUGUCUUCGAAAACAAAAGUUUUUUCUGGCCAACAUAACGUUAAAAACAAAAGUUACGUUUAGGCAACAAAAUAACUUUGUUCCUCCAUAACAUCAAUUGAUUGGUAUUGGGCUUUUUACUAAGAUUUCUGUAGAUACACAUAAACUAAAAUGACCAGGCGCAGACAGCACAUUUCAGUAUGCGGUGCCACCAAUCAGUGUAAACCUUAUUUGUACAGAUUGUGCAGUUUGCUCAGGGAUGACGUGCCGAAAGAAUGAUUAUUACCAUUAAAGAUCUGGAGCUUGUGGCGAAAGAGAACACGCAUGUGUAACCUUUGGUUGCCAGGCAGACAGAGCAGAGGUCACGCCGUACUGUUGAUGUUUACAUGACUACUGCCUUUGUAUCAGAAUGCAGAACUCCUAUUCUAAUUAUUUCUGAACUCUUACUGCCCCAUAUUUUUGACACAUUCAUUCAAUUAUUAUUGCGAGACAGAUUUUGAGAAAUUGCAGUAUUAUGGCAAUUGAAGGCUACAUAUGUAAUCAAAUCCAUUCAUAUGAUUGGUUCAUGGGUUUGCUCUAAAACAGAUUUGAGUUUUUAGUCUGUAAACAAGAAGGCACAAUAAUAAUAUGGAAUAUGGAACAAUGAAUGUCAUAUUACACCAACACAAGGAGACGUGAGGGGGAAGAGGACAGAUUAAAUCCAUUUUCAAAGCAACAGUUGCAUUCUGUCAUAUGGUUUUAUUGUUGUACUUCACGGUUUCUGUCAAUCUGUGAGUGUUAACGCUUGACAAAAUGAGUUAAAAACUAUUCUAUUAACCAACUAAGCAACAGGAUCACAGAUUAUUCUACUAGCAUGGACAGUUCAGAGUGUUGUGGGACAUAAUGUGUGGCGAGGUUAACUGAGAUUGACAUGGGUUAGGGUUUGGUAUGCUGACGCUUAGUAUCUGGAAUAGCCUCAAAGUGACCUCUGACCAGAAGGACCAAAGCGUUGGUCAGAGCCAGAUGGCAUGAAAACAUUCACCUGUUGCACAGUGGGGCAUUUAAAAUGAUGAGAGAAUUCCAUAUGGAACAUUUUGUGAGUUGUUGUAUGAGCUCCAUGAAGGACUUUUAUUGGAUCGAUUGGCUUCUAGAAUUGCAAGUCUCGGAAAAUAUGUUGUCAAUUUAUAUACAGUAAAAAAAGGGUUUUUUAUUUUCUGUUUGGCUUCCUUCAGCUGGUCAAAGGUCGUGAACAAUCCACUGCUGAUCCUCCCAGGCUGACAGCUCUGUUUCCAUGGUGGGAAGAUACAAAUCCUAACCCAAGCCUCAGCCUGUGACAUUUAGUCAAAUAUUGGAAAUCUUUUCCUCACAAUGAAAGAACAGUUAUCCUGAAAAGCUAUGGGGAGAAUCUUAGAAAUCACAGUUAACUUCACUUUAACACCUGCUUGUGGUUUAAUGCCAAAUAUGAACAAUUUGUCCCAGUAUUUUGCGUAUGACACAGGCCUCAUGCUCUGCCAUGGAACUCAUCAUCAGCCAAUUUAAUACUAGAUUGAACUAACAGGCUCCCAAAUGGUCAACCUAGCCCUUAAAAAGCUUGUCUUUGAACAAGAUAGGAAGAAAAGUGAGCGAGGGGUUUGUAAAAGUUGAAAUUACAUUACUUGUUCAGUUCCCGCUCGACUGGGUUCAAACAGUGCCAUGUGAGGGCGCGCAGUGUCUGCAGAGUCGCUGCUCUGUCGGCUGUAGUUUUCAGAUGAGCCUUGACUUAAUAUAGACUUCUUCUUAUUCUGCGUUCAUGUGAUCUAGCCUAUCGAUGUUGGGCCAAACUAGUCUGAUGACCCUGUUUCCCGUUCCAGGCCUGAACUCAAAAGGCUUCGUCACCCUCCCCUCUGUCCAUCACCCGGCUGUUGAGCCGGCUGUGAAUUUCAAUGUCACUGAUACUCACUGAUAUUUUCAUCCUCAAUAAAGCUGCACCCUCACUCACUCGUGUUGCGCGGUGAACUUUCCCCUCCGGUAAUCUACGGGAAAACGCCAGGGUCAAAACUCCCGGGAUUAGUUGUGCUUGUUAGCACUGGUACCUUGCUGGAGAGGGUGAUACAAUACUGAUCACAACCUCCAUUGCACUCAGGUUCUGGCUUUCUACCUUGAUUUGUUGGCGUGACAAAUGUUUUAGCAAGAUAUCAGGUAUCUUCAUAAUAAACCUGACACACCCAAUGCCACGAGUAUUUUAACUAUUACACACAGUAAAAGCUACUUUAAGAUAUUUUGGAUGUAAAGUCAUACUUAUAAAAGUCCUUUGUGUUAGAUUGGUGCACAGAGAUUUCUAUUAAAUUAUUUUAAAGGCACAGUGUGUAGCAUUUUGGCAAACCAUUGUUGUAUAAUCACCUAAAAUGAUUGGGUUUUUGUAGAUCCUUUAUAUCUGAAUAGCAUCCGUGUUCUCUACUGCGAGUCUGCAGCGUUGCACCGUCAGGUUUCCACAGAAUCCCGCAACAGACAAACGUGACUCCAGCCACCUAAAGUCCCAGUGCCGUACUGUAAAUACAGGAAGCACGGCCUCUGAGUGAGACAAACAGCAGCACCAGAGGUUUGCACUUGGCGGCUCAUGUUACGGGUGGAGUAACAGAGGGGGAUUUAGUCGAUGACAAUCUGUAACCACAGCACUGGAAGCCAGCCGAUUCUACACACUGUGCCUUUUAAGUGGUUCAUAAAGUUCCCUCUACCUUCAAUGGUCUGCUUGCAAUUCUUACAUUCUCUGUUUCGUUUGAGGACUUGUAUGUUUGGUGAAAUAUAUCAAUAGUAUACCCUUUAUGGUACUGCUGUGUUUGUGAAUACCAAGUGUCUUUAAAUAUAUCCAUGAGUUUGUAAUGUAUGAUUUUACUGAUAAAUUACUCUGAAAUAAAAUAAAAGUUAAAGUAAA
Molecule: messenger RNA, 4981 nt
Organism: Gasterosteus aculeatus aculeatus (three-spined stickleback)
Lineage: Eukaryota; Metazoa; Chordata; Actinopteri; Perciformes; Gasterosteidae
Product: voltage-dependent calcium channel gamma-4 subunit
Biological process (GO): postsynaptic neurotransmitter receptor diffusion trapping; positive regulation of synaptic transmission, glutamatergic; transmission of nerve impulse
Cellular component (GO): AMPA glutamate receptor complex; postsynaptic density membrane; voltage-gated calcium channel complex
Molecular function (GO): channel regulator activity; voltage-gated calcium channel activity
Source: RefSeq, a predicted model, not a curated record